Molecule: messenger RNA, 3274 nt
Organism: Elgaria multicarinata webbii
Lineage: Eukaryota; Metazoa; Chordata; Lepidosauria; Squamata; Anguidae
Gene: CAMKK2
Product: calcium/calmodulin dependent protein kinase kinase 2
Exons: 16
Coding region: 382-2067 (561 amino acids)
Biological process (GO): intracellular signal transduction; protein phosphorylation; positive regulation of protein kinase activity
Cellular component (GO): cytoplasm
Molecular function (GO): calcium/calmodulin-dependent protein kinase activity; ATP binding; calmodulin binding
Source: RefSeq, a predicted model, not a curated record
AAACCCAAACCUCUUGCUCUUUUAAUUCAUGCAGGCUGGAUUUGAGCGGACGCCGCUGCUCUAAGAAGAACUGAUCCAAUCCCACACAUUUCGAUGCAUGAGACAACCUGUAUUUACGUUCUGCAGUAAUGUCCCAUUUCCCUCAGCGUUCAUUUUCUGGCUACGGGCCGGGCCGGGCCACCUGCCACUCAGGAAAGGUAGUCCACCAUGGCUCGUCCUGCCUCUGAGACGCCUCAGAGUCCCACAGAAGGCAGUCUGGAAAAAUCACAGACCUAGACGUGCCUGUGACAACUUCCUCACAUCACUAGCGGCGGUUAGAAUUCAGUGUCGUCCAACGGAGCUUUGCCGGCACACCCCUGAAAUGACGCCGGCAGGCGCAUCAUGACAACAUGUGCCGUGGGCAGGCCUGUCUUCCAGCGGCCCGGUCUCCGCGAUGAGCUGUCCGGCUGCCAUCAGGAGGCUCCUGACUUCCUUCACCGCUUGCCGGCGUUGAACGUUACCUUCUCCAGCGCAAUGGAUUCUUGUGUGGUGGCGAUGGAGUGCAGCUCUGGGUCCAGGCCUGCAUCGGACCAGCGGGACGAGCUGGAGGACGAGGAGCCCAUGGAGCCGUGUGAGGAACAGCCGGCGGAGCUGGCUCCCACAGGACGUGAGCAAAAGGGCUUUGUUGGCGGGGGCCCUUCAACGGAGGCCAGGGAGCCCCGAAUCAAACUGAAUCUUUCGAGCCGCAAACUCUCCCUCCAGGAGAGGUCCCAGUCGGUCCAGUCGCCCGGGAGCAACGUGGGGGUCAACGGGCGCUACAUCUACCCUUCCCUGCCGUAUUCCCCCGUGACGUCUCCCCAUUCUUCCCCUCGCCUGCCCCGCAGGCCCACGAUAGAAUCCCACAGAGUGUCGAUCACAGGGCUGCAGGACUGCGUGCAGCUAAAUCAAUACACAUUGAAAGAUGAAAUUGGAAAGGGCUCCUACGGGGUCGUGAAGCUGGCGUACAAUGAAGAUGACAACACCUACUAUGCAAUGAAAGUUCUUUCCAAAAAGAAGCUCAUGAGGCAAGCAGGGUUCCCGCGCCGACCGCCCCCCCGUGGCGCCAAGCCCCCCCUGGAAGGCUUCUGCCAGCCCAAGGGGCCCAUCGAGCAGGUCUACCAAGAGAUCGCCAUCCUGAAGAAACUCGACCACCCCAACGUGGUGAAGCUGGUGGAGGUGCUAGAUGACCCCAGUGAAGACCACCUCUACAUGGUGUUUGAACUUGUGAAAAAAGGGCCCGUGAUGGAAGUUCCAAACCUGAAACCUCUGAACGAAGACCAGGCGCGGUUCUACUUCCAAGACCUCAUCAAAGGCAUCGAAUACCUGCAUUACCAGAAGAUCAUCCACAGGGACGUUAAGCCCUCCAACCUUUUAGUCGGGGAAGAUGGACACAUCAAAAUAGCCGAUUUCGGCGUGAGCAACGAGUUCAAAGGGACGGACGCUCUGCUUACCAACACGGUGGGAACGCCGGCCUUCAUGGCGCCCGAGACCCUCUCGGAAACCAGGAAGAUAUUUUCUGGGAAGGCUUUAGAUGUCUGGGCGAUGGGCAUCACGCUGUACUGCUUUGUCUUUGGACAGUGUCCCUUCAUGGAUGAGCGGAUUCUAAGUUUACACAGCAAAAUCAAGAGCCAGAUGCUGGAAUUUCCUGACCAGCCUGACAUUUCUGAUGAACUGAAGGCUCUAAUAGUGCAGAUGCUGGACAAAAACCCCGAGUCCAGGAUCACCGUCCCAGAAAUUAAGGUGCACCCCUGGGUCACCAAGAACGGAGCGGAGCCGCUGCCCACCGAGGACGAAAACUGCACGCUCAUCGAAGUGACCGAAGAAGAGGUCGAGAAUUCGAUCAAACACGUCCCGAGCUUGGCCACUGUGAUCCUGGUAAAAUCAAUGAUCAGGAAAAGAUCUUUCGGGAACCCGUUUGAGGGAAGUCGGCGGGAUGAGCGAUCCCUGUCCGCUCCGGGCCCUCCCUUGACCAGGAAGCAAAACAGCGAAGACAACCUUAAGAGCUUCAAUGACCUGCCAAAUGUGGGUGAAAAUGAGUUGCUCUCUUGAAAACUGCCAGCUUGGGUCACGGCGCCCGGCUUGAACCCCCCAGCUCCAGCUGCAACUUCUCCUCCCCCCGCCCCCCCAAGCAUGCCUCUGUGGAGGGAGGACAGCGUGGAGCCCAAGUCCAAGCAGACAGCGCUCCGUGGCGCUGGUGAUCCUGUUGAUGCUGAAUGUGGUACAGCUUCUCGUGGCUGCAUGCAGAACAAGCCGGACUCCAUCCACGCCUCAUAAACAAGGGCCGUUGCUGGAUCAUCUCCGACGUCAAAAUACGGGGGCCACAAGUGGGCCUGCGACCUUCCGGGCAUCAUCUGGGUGGAGAGCAAGGAGUGUUUUUGCAACAACAACAACAACAACAACAACAACAACAAGUAAAAUAAAAAUUGGCAAACUAGCGGCUAAAAAAAGGGAGGUUGAGGGUGAAAAAGAUCUCCGGCCGAAUCUUUCACAAAGACUCUGGUCCGUCUUUUAAGAGCUGGUUGAAAGCGGGCAGCUGAACGUGGUGCUUUCCGCCAAGUGGAAAUAGGAGGACUGUUCACAACCUCCCAGAAACGUCCAUCUUUUCUUCCUUUGGUGUUUAUCUAUUACUAUGUUUUUUGCAUCGAUCCUUUUUACUGCAUGGAAGUGAAACAAGCCAAAUGGCGCAUCAGGGUUCUCGGCCACGCUUGGCCAUUUGGGUGUCGGUCGCUGCCCCCCAGCUUCGUUGGGAGAGGGGCUCAGCUCGAGUUUCCUGGAGGCAGUGUCACGUGGAACCGCCACGGCGGUGUCGUUUGUGGGACUGCGAGAUCUCCCUGGAACGGAAGGCCAGAGGCGGCCACCUUUUCUUCUUCUUAAAGAAGGGCUCAGUGGACCGGAACCCCGUGGAGCGCUCACGCUUCGAUGCGAUCGUGUUCAAGCACAAAUUGAAAACACGCACGGUUGGGCAAAACAGGUACUCUGCCCGACUGACGAAGCACUGACUAGAAUUCACUGCUAGUAAUUUUACACGAUCUCUGUGUCAAUAUGGCAUGUACGAAAUUCAGGGUUUUUAACAAAACAAUCGAAAACUUCCUGGUAUGUUACAUGGGUUAAUACAUUUUACAGCAUAACAUACAGCUUCUGCAGUUUUUAAAGAAUAGAUUGCAUUGGUGACUACUAUUCUGAUUGGCUUGUAAGCAGUAGUUGUUUCCUAUUUCUUCUUACCAUAAAAUUUUUUUUUUGUUUUUCCUUUUUCAAA